AUGGCUAUCCUAAGCUUGGACUAUCGUCAAUUCACCUCGGGAAGCAAAGCAGAGCGUGAAGAGUUUGCUCAUACCUUACUCGCCGGCUUUAUGAAAGAUGGGUUUGCCAAGCUCCACAGUCAUACAUUCAAUGAACAGGAAGUGAAAGAAAUGUUUCUGUGGAGCCACAAAUUCUUCGACCUGCCCAUGGAAGCAAAGAACAAGAUCCCGAACGACCCGGGACCACGGCCGAUGCGUGGCUACACUCCCUAG
Messenger RNA from Penicilliopsis zonata CBS 506.65, 252 nucleotides. RefSeq lists its product as hypothetical. NCBI's taxonomy places the organism in Eukaryota, Fungi, Ascomycota, Eurotiomycetes, Eurotiales, Aspergillaceae. The transcript is spliced from 2 exons. The record is from RefSeq and is a predicted model, not a curated record. The coding region runs from base 1 to 252 and encodes 83 amino acids.